AUGCAUUCUGUCAAGCUUUUCUCGGCCGUCUUGGCUGUUGCUGGCGUCGCUUCCGCUGCCACUACCUGCUCUAAGGACAUCAAGGUUACCCAGCCCACACCCGUCAUCGACUGCGAUGUUGUCGACGCAGAUAUCAUUGUCGACUCGAGCGUCUCGGGCAGCUUGAGCAUCGAGGGUCCUAAACAAAUCAAGGGUGACUUGAUUAUCAACAACGCCACGCAACUUGUUGGCAUUACUUCGUCGUCCAUCAACGCUAUUGGGGGCACUCUUCGCUUGCAAGGUCUUCAGCUUCUUAGCUCUUGCAACCUGCAAUCAUUGAAGUCUGUCGAGAAUCUGGAGUUGAUUAAUCUCGCCCAGCUCAGCGGGUUGACACUUGGUACCACUGGUGUCACCAAGGCUUCAUCCAUCAAGAUUCAGGACACCUUCAUCAGCGAUCUUAGCGGCCUUAACGUCGCUUCCGCCGACAAUAUCACCAUUGCCAAUAACGGCCGCCUUAACUCGUUCGAGUCAAAGAUCGAGAACAUUACCUACACACUAUCUGUUGUGGACAACGCUGGUAGCAUGAAAAUUGUCAUGUCGCAGCUUCAAUCCGCAGGCAUACUCGACUUCCGAUCCAUCAAGAGCUUUGAUGCUCCUCUCUUGGAGACUGCCAACCGUCUUAGCUUCCAGGAGAGCCCAGAUCUGCUAUCCGUUUCUGCCAACAACUUGACUCAAAUCAAGGACUCUCUUACGCUGGACAACAACAAGAAGCUUGCUAACAUUUCCUUCACUUCUCUGGAGAAGAUCAACGGUGACAUGACCAUCCGCAACAACACUGCUCUCUUGAAAAUCAAUCAGUUUCCCAAGCUGAAGACGAUUGGAGGUGCUAUACUUUGCGCUGGUAGCUUUGACACUGUCGAGAUGCCUGAGCUUAACGACAUCAAGGGCGCCGUGACCGUGACUUCCACCACCGAUAUCUCCGACUUCUGCGGUUUCUUCGAUGAUCUGGCGAAGAAGAAGGCUAUCCAGGGCAAGGAGUCUUGCACCUCCAACAACGCAAAGGCUAAUGAGGGCGGCAAGGGUGGCACUUCUGGCGGUAACAAGACCGAUUCUGCCGCCAUGAGCCUUGGUGUCAACCACGCCUUGUUGGGCUUUGCCGCUGUUGCUGGUUUUGCGCAAUUGAUCUAA
Molecule: messenger RNA, 1167 nt
Organism: Metarhizium brunneum ARSEF 3297
Lineage: Eukaryota; Fungi; Ascomycota; Sordariomycetes; Hypocreales; Clavicipitaceae
Gene: meu10
Product: Meiotic expression up-regulated protein 10
Biological process (GO): fungal-type cell wall organization
Cellular component (GO): fungal-type cell wall; plasma membrane
Source: RefSeq, a predicted model, not a curated record